AUCGAAUUUUACACCUGCACGGCAUCCACUGGUUCGUAACGUUCGACGCAGUGUCUCUUCUAUUAACCUGCGAGCACGCGUGGCGCCGGCGAGGCCACACGCAGCCCACCAGUAAGCCGCCACCGCCAUGCGGCUCCCCUCCGGCGCACGCCUCGCGCUCCUGCUCGUCCGCCGCUCCCUCUCCUCCGCGUCCUCCUCCGCCGCCGCCCCCGCAUCCCGCCUCUCGCGCGCGCACAGAGGUGAGCCCCGACAGACCCCACCCCACUAGGUCCUCGAUUCUCCCGGUUCCUCGGGCGGGCCUCGCCUGGUCGCCCCGUGUUCCUCGGGCGCGCAAGCGAUGAUGCUGAGGCCGCCCGCGUUAGCGUGCUGCAAACUCUACAUCUCCGAGGCCCGCAACUCGGGGGCGUUGCGUGCCAUCGAGCACGCGGCGGCGGCGCUCCGCCCGUUGGCCGUGCUCGUCAACACCUUCGCCGACGACGCCUACAACCGGGUCGGGUACACGCUCGUGUCCCCCCUCGCGGGCGGCGCCGCCUCGCCGCCGCUGCGCUGCGCGGCGUUCCGCGUGGUCGCGGCCGCGAUCGAGGCCGUCGACCUGGACGCCCACGCCGGCGCGCACCCGCGCCUCGGCGUCGUCGACCACAUCGCCUUCCACCCUCUGGCCAGCGCCCGCCUCGAGGACGUCACCGCGCUCGCCAGGGCCGUGGCGGCGGACAUCGGAGACAGGCUUCAAGGUCCGUUACCAUUCAUCCCUCCCAGACGCGAAUUUACUGGAACCGCAGUGCCGACGUACCUGUACGGCGCAGCUCACAGAGACGGCAGGACGCUGGCGUCCAUCAGGAGGCAGCUGGGCUACUUCACGCCGACCUCCCCCGGCGGCGAGCAGUGGCACGGCGCGCCGGACUCGCUGCUGCCGGUGGCCCCGGACGCCGGGCCCCGGACGUCGUCCGCGUCCAAUGGCGUGGUGGUGGUGGGCGCCACGCCGUGGGUGGACAACUACAACGUGCCCCUGGCCACGGCCGACGUCAGCGUCGCGAGGCGCAUCGCGCGCGCGGUCAGCGAGCGCGGCGGCGGGCUCGCGUGCGUGCAGGCCAUGGGGCUCGCGCACGGCGACGGCGCCACCGAGGUCGCCUGCAACCUACUUCACCCGGACGCGGUGGGCGCCGACCAGGUGCAGGAGAGGGUGAGCCGGCUCGCCGCCGGCCUCGGGGUCGGCGUCGGCCAGGGGUACUUCACCGACUUCUCGCGGGAGAAGGUCGUCGAGCUGUACUUGCAGGCCGCUCAAGCUGCCUGAGGCUUCUCGGCAGUGAUAGAUUGUUUAUUGUUCAGAAAGCAGGGUAAUGGAAUAAUCUACUACUGUGUAUCUAGGAAUCCAGCAGUUGUCAGCCAUGGCACAAAAAAAAAAGUUGAGCUGCGAACAGUAUGCAACCAUCUCAA
This is a messenger RNA of Zea mays, 1434 nucleotides long. Its product is annotated as formiminotransferase-like. The record is from RefSeq and is a predicted model, not a curated record. Gene Ontology annotation, molecular function: transferase activity; folic acid binding. NCBI's taxonomy places the organism in Eukaryota, Viridiplantae, Streptophyta, Magnoliopsida, Poales, Poaceae. Bases 338 to 1291 code for a protein of 317 amino acids. The transcript has 2 exons.